UAACAAAUAAAGCGUGAUUGAGUAUUGAUCGAAUGCUAUAAAUGUAUUGCCGUCUGUAAAUAACAUCGUUGCAUUGCGAACAGCUUAUCCCAUGAUCGAAAUCGCGAGACCCACAAUAAAGACUACCAAAAAUGUGGAAACGAAUUAAAAAAAGGGGGGGGAAAGAAGCGAGAAAGCGAAAUACGCCUUCCCUCAUAGCAAGAAAACAGAACUUCUCAAUCAAAGCAGGACCGCAUCUCACACUCCGAACUCUCUCCAACCCACUACUAACACCCGGGAACGUAACAGGCUUCCAGUAGUACCCAGGAUCGCAGUUCGGCCCCAGGUAAAGAGUGCACGAUCCGCCUUUAUCGGGUCCGAGAGACUGAACCUGAUUACCUACUUCUCUGCAUUGCCCCGCCUGUUUAGUCCAAUAGCAAAAUCCCUUCCAGUCGGGGGCGGUGCAGGUGUAGACGCCGCCGGGAGUACCGGUGUCGCGGGUAUCGAGGACGGCUGCGCUUGUGCCGACGAUAGCGUAGGCUAUGGUGAAGAGCGAGAGAGUGGAGACGUACAUGCUGGGUUGUAGCGUGAUGGUAUUGAUUAUGUGAGAGUAGUUGUGUUUAGGGUUGAGAUAUGUCUCUUUGCU
This is a messenger RNA of Periconia digitata, 625 nucleotides long. NCBI's taxonomy places the organism in Eukaryota, Fungi, Ascomycota, Dothideomycetes, Pleosporales, Periconiaceae. The record is from the annotation of a GenBank genome assembly.